UUUUGAUUUUAGUUAGUAAAUGAGCAUUUUCUGUCGGAAUUGUGUUGCCUUGACUUGAACUCCACACUUUUCUCAAUCUUGAUCCUAACCAAUCUUUGGUUCACUUACAAAAAUCUUCACCAACUAAAGAUCUUCAGCUUCAAACCUCUUUUAUUUUUCAUUUUGAACUCAUUUUCAAUAAAAUGAGUUCACUUCUGUAGCGACGACGAGUGUAGAAAAGCUUGCACUGGUGGUAAGUCUUGCAAUCUCGGAAUUUAGCAUCUCUUUUUUUUGUUCAGUAUUUGAUUGUGUAUUGUGGGCAACUGAAAAUCUCGGAAAUACCAUUUCCCUUUUUUUUCUGUGGUGUUUAAUUGAUUUAUACUACCUUUGAAAAUGAUGCGUUCUGUUUCUGCAUCUUGGACUCUACUCGGGUUUUGGGUGAUUUUAUGUUUUGGGUUUUCGAAUUCAUACUACACGGGUAAAGGGAAUUUUGAAGAUAGAGGAAGUAAGCAUUCUGUGAGCUACAACUAUGACAGGAUUGGUGAGGUCAAUAAAGCUUGUGCAUUUGUCUUGAAAUCUGCUGCUGAUUUAAAACCUGAUGAUAGUCGUUUGUAUACGAUAAAAGAGGAGAUCUCUUUCUUGAACGGAAAUUGGUGGCAGGAAUUGAAUGAGGGAGGUGCUCCAUUGAUGCCCUUUGAUGAUAGGGAAGCUUCUGCCGAUCUCCGAUCCCCUAUAAACUUGGUUUCCUUUUGGGUUACCGAUGUUGGCCGCCGCCUUCAUUCCAAGAACUCGAUACUCGUAAGUGGGAUUUUGCAAAUGGGGGUAACUCUUGAAGGUUUGCUCUCAGAAAAACCAUUUGAAGGGAGCCCUAGGUUUGAUAUAUGGCCCGGCCAUUCGCAGCUUUCUCUUCUUUUUCAAGGGAUCUACACUGAAUCGGGGGGAAAUGAUGGGGAGAGAGUGAUGUGUUUGUUGGGGAGUGCAGUACUGCCUUCUCGUCAGCCUGAUUCUGGUGAUCCGUGGGGGUGGGUGAAGGAGUCUGGUUAUACUAAUCAGCCACUUCUCACACAAGAUGAUCAGAUUGUGCUCGUGCUUCGUUAUCCAAAGAUGGUGACGUUGAGAAGCAGAGCAGUCCAUGGAAGCAUGAGAAGUUUGAAUCCAAAGUCGAACCUCAAGUACUUUGAUGAAGUCCACAUGUCUUCUUGGUUAAGAUCUUCUGCAAAUUACCAGUUCAACUCUGAAAAUCUUGUCUCAAAAGCUUGUGAUCCUUAUCCGUAUAAAGAUAGCUUUGUUAAUGGUGAUAUUGAUGUAUAUAAAGGGCUUGACUUCUGUGACAUACUCGAGAGGUUCACUCACCAAGAAGCCCUGACCAUUCUGCCAAACUGGAAGUGCAAUGGCACGGAUGAUUUCUGCAGUAGGUUAGGCCCGUUUGCGUCGGAUAAGGAGAUUAAUGCUACCGAUGGGAGCUUCAAAAAUGUGAAGCUCGUUCUUCAAGAUGUCCGCUGUGAGAAUAUGACUUCAAAGGACAGUGGUUGGUUCACGAGGGUGUCUUCCGUGUUCAGAGCUGUUCCUCCUUCCGAGAAUCGUUUCACUGCAGCACAAAGGACCGGGCUUGGUAACAUGACUCUUUCAGCUGAAGGGAUAUGGAAGUCUUCGAGCGGACAGCUCUGCAUGGUUGGUUGCUCGGACGGGAGUGGCUGUGAUACUCGCAUCUGCUUGUAUGUUCCUCUUUCUUUCUCCAUAAAACAGCGUAGCAUACUUCUUGGUACUAUGUCGAGCAUUGAUACCUCUCAUUCGCCAUAUUUCCCGUUAGCAUUUGAAAAGCUAGUCCGUCCUGCUGAGUUAUGGGAUCAAUUCACUGCUACUCAUCCAUAUUACAACUACUCUAAGAUUGCUUCUGCUGGUGCUAUCCUCGAGAGAGACGAGCCUUUUAACUUUGGGACUGUGAUUAAGAAAUCACUCUUGAAGUUUCCCAAAAUAGAAGACAUGGGGAAUUUUCAUUAUAGCCUCUCUCUUUUAGCUGAAGAUCUUACCCUUCACAUAGCUGCUGUACCUGAUCCGUUUCCUAAAUCUUCUCUAGCAAAAGCUGACUUAGAGAUGGAGAUUCUAUCGCUUGGCCCUUUGUUCGGGCGUUAUUGGCCCGGAAAAUAUGAUUCAACCUUACAGAAAGAGACCCCUUACUCCAAUAAAGGCGAAUACACCGAGAGCCAACUCCUCCUCAAUGUUUCCGGUCAGCUUAAUCUUGUUGGAAACCGGUAUUCCAACUUCUCGUCACUGUUUGUGGAGGGGAUUUACGAUCCACACGUUGGAAAGAUGUAUCUAGUUGGUUGCAGGGAUGUUCGAGCCUCGUGGAAGACCUUAUAUGAAAGCAUGGACCUUGAAGCCGGGCUGGAUUGCUUGGUCGAGGUGAUGAUUUCAUAUCCCCCGACUACAGCCCGGUGGUUGGUCAAUCCGACUGCCAGAAUCUCGAUCACUAGCCACCGGAGUGAAGAUGAUCCACUCUACUUUGUUCCAGCGAAGCUCCAAACAGUUCCCAUCAUGUAUAGAAGGCAGCGCGAAGACAUUAUUUCACGUAGAGGCAUGGAGGGAAUCCUCCGCAUUUUGACACUCUCCGUUGCAAUCGCUUGCAUUUUGAGCCAGUUGUUUUACAUUAGAGGUAACACGGAAUCCGUUCCUUAUGUAUCUCUCGUGAUGCUGGGAGUACAAGCUCUAGGGUACAGCUUCCCUCUAAUCACAGGCGCCGAAGCUCUCUUGAAAAAGGCAUCCACGGAGUUCAGUGAAAGCCAAUCUGAUGACCUACAGAACAGCCAAUGGCUGCACGUAAUCGACUACACUGUGAAGGUCCUCGUACUGGUAGCAUUUUCACUAACUCUUCGGCUCUGCCAGAAGGUGUGGAAAUCGCGCAUCAGAUUGCAGACACGCGCCCCUCUCGAGCCUCACCGUGUUCCAAGUGACAAGAAAGUACUUUUCUCAACCUUAAGCCUACAUGUUAUUGGAUAUAUCAUUGCUCUCAUUGUGCACUAUGUGAAUACAAGUUACAAACCUCUUCAAACGGCACAUUUUGUCGAUUCCACGGGUUAUUCACAUGUGAUACGCGAAUGGAAGACGGAGCUGGAGGAGUAUCUGGGCCUGGUUCAGGACUUCUUCCUCCUUCCUCAGGUCAUUGCUAACUUUAUGUGGAGAAUCAAUGUCAAACCUCUGCGGGAGCUGUACUACAUCGGGAUAACUUCCGUCCGGCUUCUGCCCCACGCAUAUGAUUACAUAACAUCGCCCAUACCGAAUCCUUACUUCUCCGAGGAGUAUGAAUUUGUGAAUCCUCGGAUGGAUUUCUUUUCCAAGUUUGGUGAUGUUGCUAUACCGGCAAUCGCGGUUCUUCUAGCAGCUGCUGUUUAUAUUCAGCAGAGAUGGAAUUAUGAGAGGCUCAGCCAAACGCUUCGAUUGGGCAGAGCAAAGUUUUUGCCUUUGGGUUCCAAAGUGUAUGAGAGAUUGCCCUCUGUAUCUCAUGAGGCUGAGCUUUCUUCUGGUGUUAACAAGAACUCGACGUGCGAGGAGGGACGUGACACAUAAUGAUCAGGAUUCAUAUAUCUGACUUCUCUGACAAAGGAAGGAGCUAACUGUAAAUAUAGCAAGAAGAAGGAUCAAGUUGCAAAUAAACUUAAAAGCUGAAAAACGGUUUCUGCUAACCAAUUCCAGCUGCCAACUUUGGAGAUAUUUUGUAGUGGUCCCCGGCUAUCUUCCACAGCUUAGUUUACUUGUUUUGAGAUAUAUAUACAUUGUAUUUACAGUUACUUUCAUAACAUUCAAGUUUAUCUCUGUGAUUGAGAGGAAAAAGUACAGCAAAAGUGAGAGGAAAAGUGUGAGUGCAGGGCCUUGUUUAGAAGGCUUAAAGUCUGCUGAUUUUCCAGUUCUUGAGUUGUAGUUUGUAUUAGGUUUCUUGAGUGUUGAUUAGUGAAAAGAGUGCUCUGCAGUGGAUGUAGAUUUUUCAAGAUCGAACCACUUAAAAUCUUGUGUUCUUCUA
Salvia miltiorrhiza (redroot sage) is the source of this 3994-nucleotide messenger RNA. RefSeq lists its product as uncharacterized. The transcript is spliced from 2 exons. Bases 373 to 3543 code for a protein of 1056 amino acids. Gene Ontology annotation, cellular component: intracellular membrane-bounded organelle. The record is from RefSeq and is a predicted model, not a curated record. Lineage: Eukaryota; Viridiplantae; Streptophyta; Magnoliopsida; Lamiales; Lamiaceae.